CGGAACUCAAUCCGGAAUUUUAUUUGUUACUGUUCUAAUUUUACUCUUGUUUUCAUAUUUCCCGCGUGAGAUCAGUUGUUUACUUUACCGAUGGAAUUUGGCUAUUUUUUCUCUAUCAGACAACAGUUUUUUCACCUGAUUGAAUAAAGGAAUUACUACUGUAAAACUCUUCUAUUCGUCAUGUUAGCUGUCUGCAACCCUACCUAGAGGCAGCACAGGGAAAAAACUAGGACAUUUAUCUCACAACGCACUGUUACAUGCUACUUCUACGAUGUACACAGAUGGUUACGACGAUACAGUAGAUAGAGAAGAUAGACCAGUCAGAAUGGCAUCAAAAUCAGAAAAGGGUCAAGAGUACUACAAAGAACAGAAAGAAAUGUUUGAAAAAAGAUUGAAAUCAUCUGGUUUUAUGCUCAGUAGCACUAUAGAAACCUAUGAACAAACUCUACCAAAAUCAAUAACUGGACUAGAAAUGGCACAAGCAGAUCUACACACAGCGUACAAGAGAUAUGACAAAGAUGCGAACAGUUAUUUAGACUUUCUCGCGAGAUCACGUGAAACAGAAGCUCAAGAGGACAUCAAUGCAUACUGGGAAAUCAUGAAUGACCUUAAAAAGAAAUACAACUCUCUAAUGGACAAAAUCACACUUCAACGGGACUCUGUUGAGACAAGAUCUAUGACAAAAUCACAUAAAACAGAUUAUUCUUAUAGAAGUCAGAAGUCAAAUGCUUCAGAAGCUGCACUUAAGAGAGCAAAGGCCGAGGCUGAAAAAGUGAAACUCAAAUUCGCAGAACAAGAAGUUACACUGAAAAAAGAACAGUUUGACAAAACGUUACAGAUCGAAUUGCUUCAACAACGUAAGACUGCCGCAGCAGCGGACGCCGAAGCCACUUACCUCGAAAAACAAUCAACCGCUGAUGACAAUGAAGCAGUCAAGUUACCCGAGGAGGAAUUGAGUCCUUUGGAGAAAACUUUGCAAUUUUUAGAUGAAAUAAACACAGGCACCAAUGAUACCCAGCCUCCGCUUACAACUGACGUCCCACAAGACAAGCCUCUUUCACCCGAUUCUGAACCUUUUGUUCCAAAAUCAACUUUGCACGAAGUCUCCUCGACUCCUCAAGUGCCUUCACAUAUUGUACAGAAAAGACACAGUGACAGAAUGGGUGUACUGGAAACAUUUGACGAUGAAGCUACAGUCUUGAAUCAUCUAUCGCCAGGAAACUUUGUCAUGAAGAAAAACCUACUCUUAGAAACCUUUCAGCAACAAAAGUUUGAUGAUAAGCCAGAUGUUACAUUGUUUGGAAGAAACAAUUUAAAGUCAUCACCUCAGACAUUAAGUGCACACCUUUAG
Saccostrea cuccullata (small rock oyster) is the source of this 1351-nucleotide messenger RNA. RefSeq lists its product as uncharacterized. The record is from RefSeq and is a predicted model, not a curated record. NCBI's taxonomy places the organism in Eukaryota, Metazoa, Mollusca, Bivalvia, Ostreida, Ostreidae. Bases 272 to 1351 code for a protein of 359 amino acids. The transcript is spliced from 2 exons.